This is a messenger RNA of Schistocerca serialis cubense, 2072 nucleotides long. RefSeq names its product pyruvate dehydrogenase [acetyl-transferring]-phosphatase 1, mitochondrial (gene Pdp). Gene Ontology annotation, biological process: protein dephosphorylation. Gene Ontology annotation, molecular function: cation binding; protein serine/threonine phosphatase activity. The coding region runs from base 446 to 1951 and encodes 501 amino acids. NCBI's taxonomy places the organism in Eukaryota, Metazoa, Arthropoda, Insecta, Orthoptera, Acrididae. The transcript is spliced from 3 exons. The record is from RefSeq and is a predicted model, not a curated record.
GUUGCAUGUUGAAACGGGGCUUAGUCUUCUCCGUUUGUAGGAUCGACUGUAGUGACUUUUAGUUCCUUAUGUUGGCUGUCCUUAUUCACUAUAUUAAAUAAUAAAACACGGAGAAAUUGUGCAAAUGCUAGAUACUAACUAUAUAAAGAAAACUAAAUGAUCUAAUUUAUAUGAUUGUGUGCUCUAGGCUGAAGAAAGCUGAUGAUGAAUUUACUGUAGUGCGAUAGGAAAUAGAUGGUGAUCAGUACUGUAGCCAGAGUCCGAAUAAAAGUAUUUGCAUUUGAGUCACAGAUUCCUACCUUCUGUGUAUUUAGGUUUGUAAAUGGAAAGUACACUAUGGUAUUGGAUUUCAUUACCAAGUAACAACCUCUAUUAGGGUGCAUACAUUUGGAAAAUCUGUUUUUGUUUUGUUUCGUUUCUUGUGUGUGUAUUGUAUUGCUUCAAGAUGGGGAUAGUUCCGACAGCUAGGCAGAUGAUAAAUCAAUGCUUCAGAAAUUUCUCCGUUUCAACUGCAGAAAUAAGUAAAUGUUUGCUUCUAGCACCGUGCAAAGAAAAUUUUUGCAAAAGCGUUAUAACUCUUCACAAACGUUUUAUGAAAUACCAUUCAAAUAAGUUUGGGCACCUACCGAAACUGUCCCCGCAAGAGGUGACCAAUAUCCUGCGUGAAAAUGAAUAUUCCCAAGAGUUUAACAGUCCUGGUUCAGUUAAAUCUUAUGAUUCCAACCAGCUUGCUUCAAAUAACCCAACAGAAGAUGCCAGAUCAGAAGCAUGCUGCUUAAUGACAACAGGAAUGCUAGUAGGAGUUUUUGAUGGUCAUGGUGGACCAUCUUGUGCUCAGGUUGUUGCCAAACGACUUCUUCAUUAUAUAGCUGCUUGUCUACUUCCACCAGAUGAUCUACAGAGGUACCUACAGUCACUGGGGAAUGAUGAAUGUAUCAAAUUAUUAGAAGAGUAUAAUGAUAAAGUAGUGUUAACAGAAGAAUUGAGUGAAUUAUACAAAAACAGUUUUUUAACUUUUGUUAAAGAGCUUUCUGGCACAAAAACAUCUCAUAUGGAUUUUCAUAUGAAAGAAGCCAUGGAAAGAGCUUUUUUGAGACUAGAUGAAGAUAUAUCUCGUGAAGCAUUACAGGAUCAGAGUGGCAGGAUUAAUAUAGAAACAUUAACAGUUGCCAUGUCUGGAGCAGUUGCAUGUGUAGCUCAUAUAGAUGGACCACAUUUGCAUAUAGCAAGUGCUGGUGACUGUGUUGGUGUCAUAGGUGUGUUAAAUGAUGGUGGUACAUGGGUAGCUAAGAAGUUGACAACAGAACAUAAUUCUGAUAACAGAAGUGAAGUUGAGAGAAUACUGAAAGAGCACCCACCAAAUGAAAGAGAUACUGUCAUAAAAAUGGAACGACUCUUAGGCCAGUUAGCUCCUCUGAGAGCUCUGGGUGAUUUCAGAUACAAAUGGAGCAGGGAUAUUCUCAAUCAUAUUGUCAAACCAUACUUUGGAGAAAAUUCUUUAGCUCCUCAUUAUUACACUCCACCGUAUCUCACAGCUUGUCCAGAUGUCACUCAUUAUCGGCUUACACCAAGAGACAAAUUUCUUGUUAUUGCUUCAGACGGACUUUGGGAUUUAGUGUCACCAUUGCAAGUUGUGAGACUUGUAGGUGAACAUAUGAGUGGCAAAGUGACUUUAAGUCCCUUUCGGUUACCUAGAAAAAAUAUGCGUAUAUCUGAAAUAAAUAAGAUGUUACUUCAGCGUAAGGAAGGCCUGAAGAAAAAACCUAUUGAUACAAAUGCUGCUACUCAUUUACUUAGAAAUGCUUUAGGUGGAACUGAAUAUGGUAUUGAUCACGGUAAACUUUCACAACUACUUAGCAUGCCAGAAGGAAUUGUGAGGUUAUUUCGUGACGACAUCACAAUCUCAGUAAUUUACUUUGAUUCUGAAUAUCUGAGGCACUGCCCUCCAUGAAACUGGGUAUCUUUAUAUGCAAGUGACGGUGACUGCAGGUACUUUAAAACAAAAUAAAUAGCUCCGUGUAAUUAUGUAUGUAACAUUACAUAUAUAUAUAUAUAUAUAUAUAUAUAUAUAU